UAAAAAUAGGCUAGAAUUCAAAUAAAAGGAAACGAAAGACCUGUACCUGAAGAAUGUCGUCAGGCUGCUCUUUUGAAUCACGUCAUUCGACGUGAAAAUGUCCUAAACUGUGUCGGAGCAUCAGUACUGGAAUCCUGGAUUGAAAAUGGCUUCUAAAUUGUGUCAAUCUUCUCCCGCUCUGGGACUCCCCAAUGCUUCUCUGAAGCCUAGAUUGCGUCAAUUGACGGAAAUUCCAAGGCAGACAAUGAAAUCGUGGAGAAAUCUGCCACGGAAGUCAUCAAAACACAGUCGCAGUUCAGUUUUCUCAGUCCAGAUGACUAUCCAAAUCCAGGAUCAGAACCCAUCAUCUUCUGUCGACUUACAGUCUGUUGACGUUAAUGACAAUGGGAGUGUUGAUUUGGCGGCGACGACAGCUCCUAGAGAUUUGGUCUCUCUACCCAGGCCUCUGUCUGUAACAGAUCUCGCUACGCCGCCCAGCCAUGGAUCUCAGGUCCGCGUGGCCUAUCAGGGAGUUCCUGGAGCAUACAGUGAGGCAGCUGCAAUGAAAGCUUAUCCACACUGUGAGGCAGUACCUUGUGAACAGUUUGAAGCUGCAUUUCAGGCUGUUGAACUGUGGCUCGUAGACAGAGCAGUGUUGCCCAUUGAAAAUUCCCUUGGAGGCAGCAUUCACCGUAAUUAUGAUCUACUUCUUCGCCACCGCUUGCAUAUUGUGGGUGAAGUGCAGCUAGCAGUUCAUCAUUGCCUUUUAGCACUUUCUGGGGUGAAGAAGGAAGAGAUCAAGCGUGUUCUAAGCCAUCCACAGGCACUCUCUCAAUGUGAGCAUACACUGAGUGCUUUGGGUGUUAUACGUGAAGCAGUAGAUGAUACAGCAGGUGCAGCCCAGUUCAUAGCUGCAAAUAAUCUCCGAGACACGGGGGCUGUUGCAAGUGCCCGAGCUGCUGAGAUUUAUGGCCUUGACAUUGUUGCCAAUGGGAUUCAGGAUGAUUCAGACAAUGUUACUCGCUUUUUGAUGUUGGCCAGAGAACCAAUAAUUCCAAGAAUUGACAGGCCAUUCAAGACAAGCAUCAUGUUCACGCUCGAGGAAGGACCUGGAGUACUUUUCAAGGCACUUGCAGUAUUUGCUCUGAGAAAUAUCAAUCUAACAAAGAUAGAAAGUAGACCUCAAAGAAAGCGACCUUUGCGGGUAGUUGAUGAUAGUAACACUGGUGCUGCAAAGUACUUUGACUAUCUCUUCUACAUUGAUUUUGAAGCAUCUAUGGCAGAUCCACGAGCUCAAAAUGCGUUAGGUCAUCUACAGGAAUUUGCAACAUUCAUGCGGGUGCUGGGUAGUUAUCCUAUGGACAUGACCCCCAUGGGUCAGUCAUGAGCAUAUUGAGAAAUUCUUCUUUUAUUCAAUAUUCAGUUAACUCCAGAAGUUGGUAUAAUAUGAACAUUUCAACAUUUCUUCUCUAGGCUGAAUGUUUCUUUAAACUGGAGAAAGUGCAGUGACUGCCAAUUUCCUAAGUUGAGGCAAUCAGAACAGACGCCAAUUCCAGUAACAUUUGCAUGUUUAUGAUGGAAUAUGAGUGGGGGUCAUAUUACUUUUGUUUACAGAAGAUUUGUAAAUCUGGCCUGUUUGUAACCAUUUCCUGAAGUCACCUCGCAGUGACUGACACCUCACUUUAAAAAAAUAUGUAGAUACAUGAAUGUGUACAUCUUUUGAGCUUGAAUCACUUAUUCAGUUAUUCUUUGUUGGCAAUUAAAAUUAAGACUUGCAGCUCCUGAUGAUAUCGGAGUAUUAAAUAAUUUCUGGGUCAAGAGAUUGAUAACAUAUUGUAUUCAGUGCACAGUAAUAUGAGUAUCAUGGAAUUCAUUUUCCAAUUUCUGAA
Cryptomeria japonica (Japanese cedar) is the source of this 1868-nucleotide messenger RNA. RefSeq names its product arogenate dehydratase 1. Gene Ontology annotation, biological process: L-phenylalanine biosynthetic process. Gene Ontology annotation, cellular component: cytoplasm; chloroplast. The transcript has 11 exons. Bases 146 to 1366 code for a protein of 406 amino acids. NCBI's taxonomy places the organism in Eukaryota, Viridiplantae, Streptophyta, Pinopsida, Cupressales, Cupressaceae. Gene Ontology annotation, molecular function: prephenate dehydratase activity; arogenate dehydratase activity. The record is from RefSeq and is a predicted model, not a curated record.